Molecule: messenger RNA, 171 nt
Organism: Parastagonospora nodorum SN15
Lineage: Eukaryota; Fungi; Ascomycota; Dothideomycetes; Pleosporales; Phaeosphaeriaceae
Exons: 2
Coding region: 1-171 (56 amino acids)
Source: RefSeq, a predicted model, not a curated record
AUGGCUAGUUGGACUGCAGAUGUGAAGAACGGAUGGAAGCGAGGUCGCAUGGUCUUGGAGUAUAUUAUGGGAUUAUGGUUUGUACAUAAUUGCAACGAUCAACAUGUCCCGCUCCAAGUCCCGGCGUUGCUGAAGAAGCUUUCGGCGACGUUCAUGGACAUUCGGUGGUAA